Adineta steineri is the source of this 870-nucleotide messenger RNA. Lineage: Eukaryota; Metazoa; Rotifera; Eurotatoria; Adinetida; Adinetidae. The record is from the annotation of a GenBank genome assembly.
UUAUCCAUCACUUUUGGACUUAUCUCUCGAUUUGCUGCUGAUCAUCUUGGCAGCACAUUAAUUAAUACAGAUCGUGCAUAUUGUAAGCUUCGUGCUUAUCUAGUUUCUGCACUACCUCUUGUAGCUACCUAUUUUGUAUUAUUAUCAUCUAUUGAUCGAUGUAUGUCAUCAUCAGUAAAUGCUCGUCUUCGAUCAUUUAGUCAAAGGAAAAUAGCAUAUCGUGUAAGUGUGGUGGCAAUAAUACUUGGUUUUAUAUCAUGUAUUCAUAUUGUUAUUGGAUAUGAUCUUCGACCAAGAUGUGGUGCAUUAGCAGGUGCAUUUGCAAUGUAUGAUAGUAUGUUUGUAGUAUUUUGGCUUGGUAUUAUUCCACAUGUAUUAAUGUUAAUAUUUGGUUUUAUUACUUUGAUGAAUAUUCGGCGAACAAAACAAAGAAUAGCAAUUAAAUCAACAACAAUAAAUACAACUGGUUCAGCUCAACAACAACAACAACAACGACAUGAACAAAAAACAAACGCACAAUUAAUUAUGAUGAUGCUUUUUCAAGUUGGAUUUAGUUCAUUAUUGGUAUUAACACGUAUGAUUUAUUAUGCAUAUUAUGUAUUAGGACCACAACCAAUUGGUUAUGAUAAGCUAGUUGGCUCUUUCUUAAUGUCAUUUACUACACUUGUAUAUUAUGCUAAUUAUUGUAAAUCAUUCUAUAUCUAUACGUUAACAAGUCAAUUAUUUCGUUCUGCAUUUACAAAUAGAAUAAAAUUUUGUACUCGAAAAAUACUUGGUCAACGUAUGAUACCAAUAUUGAGAGAAAAUACAAUCAAUACUAUUCAAACACCUGUGAAUAAUCAUGGUCAACAUAAUGAUGAACAUAAAUAA